Messenger RNA from Doryrhamphus excisus (bluestripe pipefish), 3554 nucleotides. It is a transcript of the gene git2a, whose product is annotated as G protein-coupled receptor kinase interacting ArfGAP 2a. The record is from RefSeq and is a predicted model, not a curated record. Lineage: Eukaryota; Metazoa; Chordata; Actinopteri; Syngnathiformes; Syngnathidae. Gene Ontology annotation, cellular component: synapse. Gene Ontology annotation, biological process: regulation of G protein-coupled receptor signaling pathway; synaptic vesicle recycling; brain development. Gene Ontology annotation, molecular function: small GTPase binding; GTPase activator activity.
CAGACACACUAGUGUUGCUGCUGUCUGUCUACCACAGACCGCAGAGCGUCGCAUUAAACGGGCGUAGUAGUGUCCGCUAGCCAAGUGCUAAGUCAGCUAACUUUCAUAUAACCAACAUUAUAGCAUAGUUAUACGUAAUGUCGUUAUAAUGUUUUGUUUUCUAAGACAGCAUAGGGCGUAAGGUCUCGGCGUUUCGGACUGCCUUUAAUUGGCUAGCUUUUAGCUAAAGCGGAAGGCAUCUCCAGGGAGUCAUCAAUGUCCAACGUGUCGGCCAAGAUACUGAGCUAAUUUCUACAGGCAUUUCUUCCACUUUUAAGAAUGUCCAAACGAAUGAGAAACACGGAGUUGUGUGCAGACUGCUGUGUUCCAGAACCCCGCUGGGCCUCAGUGAACAGAGGAGUGUUAAUUUGUGAUGAGUGCUGCAGUGUUCAUCGAAGUCUGGGCAGGCACAGCUCCCAAGUCCGCCACCUGACACACACGCCAUGGCCUCCAACACAGCUACAAAUGGUUCAGAUGUUGUACAGCAACGGUGCAAAUUCAAUUUGGGAGCACUCACUUCUGGAUCCAGCAUCAGUGAUGAGUGGAAAACGUAAAGCCAGCCCCCAGGAUAAACUGCACCCCAACAAAUCUGAAUUUAUUAAAGCCAAAUACCAAAUGCUGGCAUUUGUCCACCGCAUGCCUUGUCGGGAGGAUGACAGCUCAACAGCCAAGGAUUUAAGUAAGCAACUUCACUCAAGUGUACGCACUGGGAAUCUUGAGACCUGUUUGAGGUUGCUAUCUCUGGGAGCUCAAGCAAACUUUUUUCACCCGGAAAAAGGAAACACUCCCUUGCAUGUGGCAGCAAAGGCGGGACAAGUCUCUCAGGCUGAGCUGUUAACAGUUUAUGGGGCCGAUCCCGGCGCUCCUGACAGCAACGGCAAAACUCCCAUUGAUUUUGCAAGGGAGGCGGGCCAUCACGACUUGGCAGAUAGACUGGUGGAGAUUCAGUAUGAACUGACGGAUCGGCUGGCAUUCUACUUGUGUGGGAGAAAACCAGAUCAUAAAAACGGGCAGCACUUCAUUGUUCCACAAAUGGCUGACAGCAGUUUAGAUUUAUCCGAGCUGGCCAAAGCAGCAAAGAAGAAGCUGCAGUCUCUGAGUAAUCAUUUAUUCGAGGAGCUGGCCAUGGACGUGUAUGAUGAGGUGGACAGGCGAGAGACAGAUGCAGUGUGGUUAGCCACACAGAAUCACAGCGCCCUUGUGACUGAGACAACAGUGGUGCCUUUCCUUCCCGUCAAUCCAGAAUAUUCCUCUACACGAAACCAGGGACGCCAGAAACUUGCCCGAUUCAAUGCACAUGAAUUUGCAACUCUUGUGAUUGACAUACUAAGCGAUGCAAAGCGUAGGCAACAGGGGAAUUCAGCGGCCAGCCCUAAAGACAAUGUGGACCUUAUACUGAAGAAUCUACCUGCCAGGCCAAGUAGUGAUAGCCAGGAUAAUGACCAGCCCGAUUAUGACAGUGUGGCGUCUGAUGAGGAUACAGACCAAGAGCUCCCUUCAAGUAAAGGUGAUAGGACUAAGAGCCUGGACUCAGACCUCUCUGAUGGACCGAUCACCAUGCAGGAGUACCUGGAGGUAAAGAACGCCCUCUCGGCCUCAGAGGCCAAGAUCCAGCAUCUCCUGAAAGCCAACAGCAACCUGAGUGAUGAGUUGCGGCUGAUGCAGAAAAAGCUGCAAUCUCUGCAAAGUGAGAACACCUCUCUUAGGCGGCAGGUCACAGCCAAUAUCUAUCAGACUCCCAGCACAUCAGACUUCCCUGACCCCUCCAGUCCCUCAGCCCUGAAACGCCGCCAGUCUGCUCGGGCCAGUCGGCCCAUGUCUAUGUACGAGACUGGCUCGGGUCUGAAGCCUUACCUCCCUAAAGGGGAAAGUCCUUACUCAGAAGAGGCUAUUCCCACCCUGCAACCCUUCUCGCCUCAUAAGGAAAGGGGCGCUUAUGUGACCACCUCUUCAUCCCUCCCCUCAUUUCCGUCCACCUUGUCCUGGUCCAAGGAUGAAAGUAAUCUAAAGGCCUCCAAGUUGGAGAAGCAAAGCAGCAUGCCAGAAAGUGACUACGACAAUACAUUCAAUGACUCUGAGCUGGACGAGACAGGUGCGUCCAGACGAGGGCGGCUGAGGAGCAGUGGCUGGCUGGGGGAGGGAGGCUCUAUUCCUGAGCUGGAUGACACCGAGGUGGAGUUGGACCCCACGCUUCCCAGCACCGAGGACGUCAUCCGCAAAACCGAACAGAUCACCAAGAACAUUCAGGAGCUUCUGCGAGCUGCUCAGGAGAACAAACAUGAAAGACCGUAUGAGCGUGAAGGUGUGCGCCGCCUCAGGCACAGUCUGGGAUGUUUCAGCACUCUGAUGCCCUGGGCUGAGAAGCCCUCCACCUCCCUUCAUCCACUCAGCCUCCACUCCCCUGACCCUCCCUCCUGCUUCAUACCCUGCUCAGAAAGAAUACAUGCGGCUGUAACAGAAAUGGCUGCCCUCUUUCCCAAGAAGCCACGGUCUGAGACAGUAAGAAGCUCUCUCCGCUUGUUGACGUCCAGUGCGUGCAGACUUCAGAGCGAGUGCAGGAAGGCGGUGCCUCCGGAAGGAUUCCCAGGACCGGACAUGCAGCUUGUCACCCAGCAGGUCAUCCAAUGUGCUUAUGACAUUGCCAAGGCAGCCAAGCAGCUUGUCACCAUCACCACUAAGGAGAACACCAACUGACGGUUCUAACUGGGCUACAAAACCACAUACAUCUCACUCCCUUGCGUCUAUAUUUUUUUUAAUUGUUUUUUUCAUAAUGGUGGUAUAUGCAUGCAUUCAUUUUUUUUAAUUAUAAUUAUGUUUGACAAUUAGGGACAGAUGGAAGGAAACUCUCCAGCUUUACCAUCUAAUAUUGUAUUUGUAACAGCACAAUUUCCCUCAAGGUAAAAUCAUUUCCACUAACAAAACACACUACAAGGAAAUCCAUUCAGUGCCACUUUACUUCAUGUGAUGUUGAAAGCCAUAAAAAGACCCAUGAAUAAUGCUAUUGCUAAUACGCUUGCAGCCAAAUAAGCUUCCCUUAAUAUCAUUUUGUGCAUUCAGAUUCUAAUUUACACACACCUUCAAAUGUUUGUGGAAUAUAAAAGUUCAUUUACAUGACUUGCCCUCUGUUGUACCCCAUCAGCAGUGCAUUUGUCGCAGCCCAUUUGUUUAGCCUGUCAAUGCAUGUGACGCUCAACAAGACAACGUUGUUGCAUUUAAGUGUCUACUCUGCUCUCUGUGAUGCAGUCUUGUGUGCCGCUACAGCAUUGGUAUUGUUAGCAAAUAGAGCAAAGAGCCAUGUGUAUGUCCACGUGUUUGGUGCUCUGGUCUGUUUUGUGUCAAUGUACAACAUUAUGGGAUAGUGCAGUGGAUGUCUGCUGUUUCCUGAUUUUGCAGCACAACUUAAUGACACAGGAUGGAGUGAAGGGGUGUACUGUACUGUAUAUGAUGCAGCUCGUGUAGUUGCCAUUUGAAAAAAAGUUAUUAUUUUCUAAAUAAACUUAAUUUAUAAGUAAGAA